UUGUGCAGAACAAAAACAGCUGGCAUGCACUACUUAAUUCGUAGAAUAUUUCAUAGUGCGUGAACACACUCUCUCUUUCUCUAUCUCUCUUUCUCUCCAGCAGUUCAACUAUUCAUUAACAACAAAAAUUCAGCCAUGGCUGAGCAAGUCCAAGAAACAUCGCUACAAGUGGUGAACAAGAAUACGAGAUUGGGAGAGACGGACGUCCAAGAUUGCAGGCUAUGGCAUCACUUGAUCUUCUGCCAAGAGAUCGAAAACGAUGACCAGAAACAAGCUCUUUGCUGGCUGUGCAACGAACCAGCAUCGGGAAGUCCCGCCUACAAAUGCUUGAAAUGCAACUUCCGCCAACAUAAAUCAUGCAUUGACAGACCACACGGCGUAGAUCUUGAAAUCGAACAUAAAUAUUGGUGGAAACGACAUCACUUGAUGUUCAUAGCCAUAGACAUCACAAUUCACGUUGUUUGCUCAGGAUGCAAGGAACCAGUAUUCGGUCCCGCGUAUAAAUGCUCCAUACCCGAAUGCGCCUUCCUUCUCCACAAAUCGUGCGGCGAACUAUCCAACGCGAUCCAGCACCCUAUCCACCCAGACCACACCCUUCUUCUCCAAGAGCCAUCAGCGGGUGAUGACUGUUCUCUUUGCCACAAAAAUUGCAGCGGGUCCUUCUUUUACCGUUGCCGCCUCUGUUCUUUCAACCUCGACGUCGUAUGUGCUUCGCGCUGGAGAACCAACGCCGACGAUUGCCUCAAACACGCACUUGUCCCCUUGCGGAAGGGGAUACAGUUCACUUGCGAAUCUUGUGGCGAGAAAGCCAUGGAUGGCGGCUACAUGUGUAGCGAAUGUCGAGUCUUGAUUCAUGGUAAGUGUGAUCUAUUUCCACACACCAUCAACACUAAGACACAUGAUCACUCUCUCGUUCGCACCUAUUCUCUAGUUUGUCAAGUCGAGAAACAGGACAACGUGUUCUGUAAACUGUGUUAUAAAAAGGUGAAAACAAAGUAUGCAGCUUACUUUUGCCGGGAUUGUGGCUAUGUUGCACAUUUGGAAUGUGCAAAACAGCACCAAAGCUCUAGUGGAGCCAGUAAUUCCGUUGACUACUUAACUCAUUUGGUUCAUUUGGUUGAGGGAAUCAGUCUAGUGGAAGACCAAAAGGUUAGUCUUCAGGAGAUCAAUCAUUUCAGUCAUCCACAACAUAACUUAAUCCUCGGCGAUGAAAAGCUCUUAGACGACAUGCGUUGUGAGGGGGUGCAUGCAUAUGAUCUUUGACGCCCCGUUUUAUGUAUGUGUCCGAUGCAAUUUCUUUCUUCAUAAUAGAUGUGCUAAACUACCCUUAAAGAUUAAGCGAGGGCUAUUCCAUGAACAUUCACUCACCCUGGCCUCCUCUCUCAGGCACCAUACAAGGGUGGAUUGUUAUGGUGUAAUGCUUGUAAUCGUGGUCGGCAUGGCAUCACCAAUAUAUGUGAUGAAUGUGAAUGGUACAACUUAGACAUUUAA
Molecule: messenger RNA, 1491 nt
Organism: Alnus glutinosa
Lineage: Eukaryota; Viridiplantae; Streptophyta; Magnoliopsida; Fagales; Betulaceae
Exons: 1
Coding region: 136-1263 (375 amino acids)
Source: RefSeq, a predicted model, not a curated record